Messenger RNA from Phaeoacremonium minimum UCRPA7, 1362 nucleotides. RefSeq lists its product as hypothetical. The record is from RefSeq and is a predicted model, not a curated record. The transcript has 2 exons. Gene Ontology annotation, cellular component: cytosol; nucleus. Gene Ontology annotation, molecular function: RNA 7-methylguanosine cap binding; mRNA binding. NCBI's taxonomy places the organism in Eukaryota, Fungi, Ascomycota, Sordariomycetes, Togniniales, Togniniaceae. The coding region runs from base 1 to 1362 and encodes 453 amino acids.
AUGGGCGAUGUAGCCGACGUGCCCAUGGAGGAGCAUGAGGUGGCCGAGAUACCACUGGGCGACGACCCUCAGGACUUUUAUGUACAGGAGGACGGCGAAGUCGAGGAGGACCACCCGAGCGGGCACAACGCAGAGUCCGACGAUGCACGACUCAUCCUCAACAAGAUACACAUACGCGGCCUCGACACGGUCAACGAGACGAGCCUGAAAGAGUUCGUUGCCUCACACGUAGGGGCCACACUGCAGCGGGUGGAGUGGGUGGACGACACGUCGGCGAACCUGGUCUUUGGGUCCGACGCCUCCGCGCAGGAGGCGCUGAUUGCGCUCUCCGCCGUCGAGAUUGCAGACGCGACCCAAUUGCCGCCGCUGGAGCUCCUACCGACCAAGGACUUCACGCCGAAGCCCGAGGUCGGGCUGCGGAUCCGCUUCGCGGUUGAGACGGACCGGAAGGUCAAGAACGCGGCGGAGCGCAGCCGCUUCUACCUGAUGAACCCGGAGGAGGAGGAGAAGGCGCGGCGCAGAUGGCAGCGGGAGAGCAGGUACCGCAGCAGAGACGACGAUCGCGGGUACGGACGGGAUCGAGAUCGGCGGUCCGGGCGCGGGAGACGAAACGACCGCUACGACGACGAGGAGCCGGAGAAGUUCGACGUCAGCCUCUACGACGAUGACGAGGAGGCGCUUGCGAAGCGCGGCGAGGGCAGACUGGCUCGGCGGCGGGAUUCUCGGUCGCCUUCUGAUAGAUCUGAUUACGAGAGCCGCAAGGUGCGCAACUCGGGCAAGGAGCUGUUCCCGGAUCGGCGGCCGAGGGAGAGGGACUACAAUGGCACGCGCAAUCGCUCUGCGUCGCCGCUCAGAGACGAGAUUGCGGACGACCUUGAGAAGGACAGGAUAGCCAACCGGAACAGGGACCAGGCCCGCUCCAUCCGGGAUCGCUUAUCAAAAGACAACAGCACGAAGGAGCUGUUCCCUUCGAAGGCUUCCAAUGCAAAUAAGGCACAGAUGGAUCAAGUCGCGGGCGAGCCCACAACAGGUCGUCUGCUGAGUGGUAUGUUUCAUCUUUCAUUUGACGGCACCGGCGACAUAUAUGAUUUUGAUUAUAAUUUCGGCCAUUUUGCGCACAUCGUCAUCAAGAAUAGCACAAUAACCAACAACAUUGCAGAUCGAAUCACCGACCCGAACAACGGGAUCAACAUCAGGGGUAUUGCGGAGAAGCGCGGCGCAAAUCAGGGAUUUUCCAUCAAGGGCGCUUCGGUCAAGGAAUUGUUCCCCGAGAAGUUCAACAGCAACGCUGGGAAGGAGCUAUUUUCUGAAAAGCUGGAAGGGAGAGGGCGCAGGCGGCAAAGAGCAGACGAUUUUCACUGA